This is a messenger RNA of Metarhizium brunneum ARSEF 3297, 453 nucleotides long. RefSeq lists its product as uncharacterized. The record is from RefSeq and is a predicted model, not a curated record. Lineage: Eukaryota; Fungi; Ascomycota; Sordariomycetes; Hypocreales; Clavicipitaceae.
AUGCAACUCACCCAGACCAUCGUGGCCGCCCUCUUCGCCGCCUCCUCCGUGGCUGCGGCUCCCGCCCCGGCCGAAAAGUCCAUGCUGGUCCAGGGCAUCCCCGAGUGGACCAUCGAGGGCGCCCACCGCUGGUGCAACAAGGACAACACCGAGUGCCACUGGAAGUUCGCCAUCAACCCCAAGAUCUACUCCAAGACGGCCGUCGACUUUGUCGUCAGGAACGCCGGGAGCACCCCCGCCGCCCAGAGCAACGGCGGCGCCCAGAACUUUGGCGACUACACCAUCACCUCUGGCUGGAGCGGCCAGUUCGGCCCGGGCAACGGCUUCACCACCUUUGCCGUCGUCGACAACAAGCACCGCAUCAUUGCCUACCCCGCCUACAGCGAUAAGGAGGUCGAGAACGGCCAGGUUGUCUCGCCCGACAAGAGCUACCCGGCUCAGGGACUUCCAUAG